This is a messenger RNA of Phodopus roborovskii (desert hamster), 5197 nucleotides long. It is a transcript of the gene Lnpep, whose product is annotated as leucyl and cystinyl aminopeptidase. NCBI's taxonomy places the organism in Eukaryota, Metazoa, Chordata, Mammalia, Rodentia, Cricetidae. Gene Ontology annotation, cellular component: cytoplasm. Bases 64 to 3141 code for a protein of 1025 amino acids. The transcript is spliced from 18 exons. The record is from RefSeq and is a predicted model, not a curated record. Gene Ontology annotation, biological process: proteolysis; peptide catabolic process. Gene Ontology annotation, molecular function: zinc ion binding; metalloaminopeptidase activity; peptide binding.
GCAGGGCCGCUUCAGCUCUCGUAGUAGGAAGCUUGGCUCGUGAGGACCCGCGGCGGGGCGAAGAUGGAGCCCUUUACCAAUGAUCGACUUCAGCUUCCAAGGAAUAUGAUUGAAAACAGCAUGUUUGAAGAAGAACCGGAUGUGGUAGAUUUAGCCAAAGAACCUUGUUUACAUCCUCUGGAACCUGAUGAAGUAGAAUAUGAGCCCCGGGGUUCGAGGCUACUGGUGCGAGGUCUUGGUGAGCACGAGAUGGAUGAGGACGAAGAGGAUUAUGAGUCAUCUGCAAAGCUGCUGGGCAUGUCCUUCAUGAACAGAAGCUCAGGACUUCGAAACAGUGCAACGGGCUACAGGCAGAGUCCAGACGGCUCUUGUUCACUACCCUCUGCCAGGACCUUAGUGGUCUGUGUUUUUGUCAUCGUGGUUGCUGUCUCUGUAAUCCUGGUGAUUUAUCUACUGCCUAGAUGUACUUUUACCAAAGAAGGCUGCCACAAAAAAAACCAGUCAACGGAACUAAUUCAGCCACUUGCCACAAAUGGGAAAUUGUUUCCAUGGGCACAAAUUAGGCUUCCCACUGCCAUUAUGCCUCAGCGCUAUGAACUUAGCCUACAUCCAAACCUAACCUCAAUGACAUUCAGGGGUUCUGUGACAAUUUCACUUCAGGCUCUUCAAGCCACAUGGAAUAUCAUUCUCCAUAGCACAGGACAUAAUAUUUCAAGAGUGACAUUUAUGUCAGCAGUUUCAAGUCAAGAAAAACAAGUUGAAAUCCUAGAAUAUCCUUAUCAUGAACAAAUCGCCAUUGUUGCACCUGAAGCCCUUCUAGCAGGGCACAAUUACACCUUGAAGAUAGAGUAUUCAGCAAAUAUAUCUAACUCUUAUUAUGGAUUUUAUGGCAUCACCUACACAGAUAAAAGUAAUGAGAAAAAGUACUUUGCAGCAACUCAGUUUGAACCUCUGGCAGCAAGAUCUGCUUUUCCCUGUUUUGAUGAACCAGCAUUUAAGGCUACAUUUAUCAUCAAGAUCACAAGGAAUGAGCAUCACAUUGCAUUAUCAAAUAUGCCUAAGAAGUCUUCAGUCCCUGCAGAAGAAGGACUUAUUAAGGAUGAGUUUUUUGAAAGUGUGAAAAUGAGCACGUACCUGGUUGCUUUCAUUGUAGGGGAGAUGAGGAACCUGAGUCAGGAUGUAAAUGGAACCUUGGUUUCUAUAUAUGCUGUACCAGAAAAGAUUGGUCAAGUUCACCAUGCCUUGGACACAACUGUAAAACUCCUUGAAUUUUAUCAAAAUUACUUUGAAAUUCAAUAUCCACUUAAGAAAUUGGAUUUGGUGGCCAUUCCUGACUUUGAAGCAGGAGCAAUGGAAAAUUGGGGCCUGCUUACAUUCCGAGAAGAGACUCUUCUGUAUGACAAUGACAGUUCUUCAGUAGCAGAUAGAAAACUGGUUACUAAAAUCAUUGCUCAUGAGCUAGCACAUCAGUGGUUUGGUAAUCUGGUUACAAUGCAAUGGUGGAAUGACCUGUGGCUAAACGAAGGCUUUGCGACUUUCAUGGAGUAUUUCUCUGUGGAAAAAAUAUUCAAAGAGUUCUACAGUUAUGAAGACUUCCUAGAUGCUCGAUUUAAAACUAUGAGGAAAGAUUCCUUGAAUUCAUCCCAUCCAAUAUCAUCAUCUGUUCAGUCUUCAGAACAAAUAGAAGAGAUGUUUGAUUCUCUUUCCUAUUUUAAGGGAGCAUCUCUCUUGUUGAUGCUUAAGACUUACCUUAGUGAAGAUGUGUUUCAACAUGCUAUCAUUCUUUACCUGCACAAUCACAGUUAUGCAUCCAUUCAAAGCGAUGAUCUCUGGGACAGCUUUAAUGAGGUCACAAACAAAACACUAGAUGUAAAGAAAAUGAUGAAAACCUGGACCCUACAGAAAGGAUUCCCAUUAGUGACGGUCCAGAGGAAGGGGACGGAGCUCCUUCUACAACAAGAAAGAUAUUUUCUAAGCAUGCAACCAGAAAUUCAGGCUUCAGAUACCAGCUACCUGUGGCAUAUUCCAAUAUCCUAUGUUACUGAUGGAAGAAACUAUUCAGAAUAUCGAUCUGUUUCGCUACUGGACAAGAAAUCAGAUAUCAUCAAUCUUACAGAACAAGUGCAGUGGGUCAAAGUCAAUACAAACAUGACUGGCUAUUACAUUGUUCACUAUGCUGAUGAUGACUGGGCAGCUCUAAUCAAUCAGUUAAAAAGAAAUCCUUAUGUUCUGAGUGACAAAGACCGAGCCAACCUCGUCAAUAACAUCUUUGAACUUGCAGGCCUUGGCAAAGUGCCUCUUCGGCUGGCAUUUGAUUUGAUUGACUAUCUUAGAAAUGAGACACACACUGCACCCAUCACUGAAGCUCUGUUCCAGACGGGCCUCAUCUAUAACCUCCUGGAAAAACUGGGACACAUGGACCUGGCCUCAAGAUUGGUAACCAGAGUAUAUAAAUUGCUCCAGAACCAAAUCCAGCAGCAGACUUGGACUGAUGAGGGCAUGCCAUCUGUGCGAGAGCUUCGGUCAGCCUUGCUGGAAUUUGCCUGUGCCCACAGCCUAGAGAACUGUACCACUGUGGCCACAAUGCUGUUUGACAAUUGGAUGUCAUCAAAUGGAACUCUGAGCCUGCCUACUGAUGUCAUGAUCACUGUGUUCAAAGUUGGAGCAAGAACAGAGAAAGGCUGGUCAUUCCUCUUAAACAUGUAUUCCUCCAUGGGCUCUGAAGCAGAAAAGAACAAAAUACUUGAAGCUCUUGCUAGCUCAGAUGAUGUACAGAAACUUUACUGGUUAAUGAAAAGUAGCCUUGAUGGUGAUAUCAUCCGAACACAGAAGUUGUCACUUAUCAUCAGAACAGUGGGCAGACACUUUCCUGGACACUUGCUGGCAUGGGAUUUUGUUAAAGAAAACUGGAAUAAGCUUGUACAUAAGUUCCAUUUGGGCUCCUAUACCAUGCAAAGUAUCGUUGCUGGAUCAACUCACUUGUUUUCAACACAAGCACAUUUGUCUGAGGUCCAAGCAUUCUUUGAAAAUCAGUCAGAGGCAACCUUGCAGCUUCGGUGUGUCCAGGAGGCUUUGGAAGUUAUUCAGCUGAAUAUCCAGUGGAUGUCAAGGCAUCUGAAAACUCUGACAUUGUGGCUGUAGCACUCACAGCUGACCAUCUGGUUGGUGCCCACGGCUCUGCUGCUUUUGCAAAGGUUGAAGUGAAGGCAGGCCUGCUACUGAGCUGUUUGCACUGUUAGGAGUUCUAGUAAGCUCAGGGCCCAAUUAUGUUUUUCAUGUCUUUUCUGAAAUAUCUUUAGGCAGUAAGUAGUUAUUUAUUAUAAAAUUAUAUUCACCUACAUGCCAACCAUAUACAAAAACAAUGAGUAAUUUUCUUUGGACACACAAAUGGAGAAAAAUAGUCUUAUUUGAAAUUGUUUUAUUUCUUAGUGUCCAGAGAGUUACUGAUACAGUGCAACCAAGGAGAGUCUGCUAUAAGAGCCACCAUAUUUGCAGGUUGCUAAUUGGUCAGCUCUUUGUUGUUUCUUGUUGAUAGAUGCAUAUGGUAUGUGGUAGUUAGCCUGGAAGAGUCCAGUAACAAAGACAUUGAAGAUGAAGUUGUAGAAAACUGACCUCAGGUGUGCAGGUCUGCCCUUAUUGGUGGUUGGGGGGGGGUCAUUUAAAAUGGUUUAUAUCUAUAUUAUAAUUUAUCCUGAAGAAUAACCAGGUUCUAAAAAUUUUUCUUGUUUCUGUUAAAUUGAACAGAUAAACAGGCAGAAAAUUUCAGUUUUCCAAAUAUUUAACACUUUCUGCUUCAUCUUUAUGGCACUACUGUAGAGAGGUGUUCUGAAUUGAGUUAAUGUUAAUUAUUUUAUCCAUGAAUCCCAGUACCUCCCAACUUUAUACACCUGGUUAGUCCUACUUAGGUAUACUUUUUGCUAUAGAGGAGUAUUUCUAUGCUUUGGCAAGCUUUCUGUUAAGCACUGGUGUUUUUGCCAUUAUUUUCCCACCAAGAAUAUAAUUUGUUUAAGUUGCAUUUUGACCUAACAAAUCAUACCCUUUUCUCUGUGAAUCAUAACCACGUGUGUGUGUUUACUUUGUUACAGUAUAUACUAGAAGCAUUUCUCAAGAAAUUAAACUUUUUAUUUUGAAGUUCACCAUAGUACCUUAAAGGGACAGUGAGAAUGUGGAAAAGGAGUAAGUUGAAAAUGUGUUGGUUGGGUUAUGAAUUACUUUUUCACUGUUAAAAACAGUGCUUUUGUUUAGUUGGGGAAAAAAAAAAAAAACUUUUUUUUUUUUUAAUUAUGGCCAAACUAAUGUUAAACAGAGAGGCCAAGAAUCAAGCAAAGGAGAAGUAAGGGAAGGUGUCCAGAGCAGUGUGCGGGCGUUUUCACUCCUUCUGAAGGAGAAAUACUGUACUUGAAUUUUUUGAGCUAUGCAGACUUAUUCCUAGAUUGUUUUGUUUCUUUGAUUCUUAGGAGAGAAAUUUUCUUCUUAAUAACUCACAAGAACUCUAUAUUUGUUUGAAAACUGCCCGUGUAUAUAAAAAGGGAGUCGCUCAUUUGUAAACCCUGAAAACACUCCACAGAGUCAGACUAUACAAAGGCCACUUUUUUAUUCAGCUGUUGUAAAGUUAGAACAUGUGGAGUUGAAUACAAAGUUAUAGUUUAUUUUAUGAAAAUAUUUUUAUAUAACAAGACUUUAAUGGCUGAUAGACUGGAUAAAGCCUGCUUCGGCCCUAGUGUUUGCUCCCAGUUUUGUCUUUUCUAAACAUUUUUGUGUUUUUCAGUAGAAAAUGUUAUUCCUGAGAAUCACAGAAUCAUCUUGAUAUCCUCCUGAAAUAGUUAAUUUUAGAUCUUUAUUUCUCUUGUGCUUUUGGUAAAUGAAUGACAGUGUAGUUGAUAUUGAAGGUUAGUGGGGUUUUGUAUUUUUAGAGUGAUGGAAAAAUACUCUUGUGGGUUUUGGUUGCCUCUUUUGGUUUUUUUACCAUGUUGUAUUACUAAAUUCUACUUUGAUACAGAGUUUAACUUUUGCUACUUCUCAAGAUAAGUUCAAUCUUGAGAUUUACCUGCCCAUCUUUGAUUGAUCUUAAAUCUAGUAACUCUGCAUAUGGCAAAUCUUGUCUUAAAUAACACUUUUUUCCAUGUAUGAGUGUGAAUGUGUGUGAUGUGCAGUGUUGUAAAUAAAGCCUUAUGAAGGGUGUGUGCUUAAAACAAAA